CAUCUUGGGAAGGGCGGCCCGCCGGGCGCCGCCAUGUUGGGGAGGUCAGGGAGGCGCCGCCAUCUUGGCGCGGUCACCGUUAGUGGGGCGUGGCCACCGGCGGAAAGAGGGCGUGGCUUCCGCCGCCAUGAGGCCGCGCGCGCUCCCGCCGCCGCCGCCCGGGGGGAUCCUGAGGCGGGGGGGAGGCGGGGGGGAACACCGGCAGGUGCGGUUCGCGCCCAGCCCCGCCGUGCCGGAGGAGGAUGAGGAUGAUGAGGAGGAGGAUGAAGAGGCCGGGGGGCCGCUCCUGGCCACGCCCACCCUGCACAGCACCCGCGGCGGUCCCGGCGGGGCCCCCCCGGUUCCGUUCGACGCCCCCCGAGCGGCGGCCGCGCUCCUGGGCAGCUCCUGGGCGGCGCGCUCGGCGCUGGGGGGGGCGGCGGCCGCCGCCAUGAACGUGCCGCCGGCCCAGCGCCUGUUCCGCGGGCUCGUCAGCCUGGCCGUGCCCCCCCCGGUACCGGGCCCGCGCAGGGGGGUCCCGCCCGCGCCCCCGCCGCAGGUGCCCGGGCCGAGCCUGGCCGUGCUGGCGGGGGGCGCCGCCGCCGCCGGGGGGGGGCCCUGCCUGCCGCCCCCCGCGCCCCCCGAGCCCCCCCGGGCCCGCCCGCGCCCCCCCGGAGCCGCCUUCGCCAUGUACCGGAAACGGCAGCAGUGGGGAGGGGGCUGAGCAGAGAGACCCCCCCCAAAACCCCCUUUCAUCCCCCCCAAAUCCCUUUUUCCACCCUCAAAUCCCCCUUUUUUCACCCCAAAACCCCCUUUUUUCACCCCAAAACCCCCUUUAUUCACCCCAAAUCUACCUUUUUUAUUACCAAAUCCCCUUCCCCCCCAAAUUCCCAUUUUUCUACCCCAAAAUCCACCUUUUCAUCCUCCAAAUCCUUUUUCCACCCCAAAUCCCUUUGCCCCCCCUAAAACCCCUUUUUCCACCCCCAAAUCCCCCUUUUUCCCCCCAAAACCCCUUUUAUCCCCUUCAAAUCCGAUUUUCUCCCCAAAUCCCCCUUUUCCUCAUUCCCCUUUUUCAUCCCCAAACCCCCUCUUUUCCCCCAAAUCCCCCUUUUUCCCCCCAAAAUAAUAAACCCGUUAUUCUGGACGGUGGCCCCGCCCCCCCAAGAACGACCCCUC
Messenger RNA from Haemorhous mexicanus (house finch), 1155 nucleotides. It is a transcript of the gene PPP1R35, whose product is annotated as protein phosphatase 1 regulatory subunit 35. Bases 128 to 703 code for a protein of 191 amino acids. Lineage: Eukaryota; Metazoa; Chordata; Aves; Passeriformes; Fringillidae. The record is from RefSeq and is a predicted model, not a curated record. The transcript is spliced from 4 exons.